AUGGUGACCCUUACCGAGCCCCAGAACAUGCAUCGAGUGCGCGUAGACGAGGCAACGCGCCUCAAGAUGCAAGACUCUCUACGAAGUGCUGCCGAGGCCAUGGAAACGCCGAACGACACGAUGCUCCGCCUGUUCAAUGCGGCUCUUGAAGUUCCGAUGAUCAAGGCCGGUUGCGACAUUGGCCUUUUCAAGACCCUCGUCGCCAGCCAGACGCCGUUGACUCUGGAAGAGAUUGCAAGCGCCACAAACGCAGAGCCGGCCUUUCUCGGGCGCGUUUUGCGCUACUUGGCGGCGACGCGCUUCAUUGCAGAGGCGGGCAAGGAUCAAUUCAGCGCCAAUCUCAGCACGCAGUCGCUUGCGGAUCCUGCCAUUGAGGGCAGCUUGAACUACAUUUUCUCCAUUGCUAUUCCCGCCUACAUGGCCCUCCCCGGGUUCAUGCAGCAGACGAACUUCCAGACCCCUCCCGGCACAAAGUGCGCGUGGCAGCAGUCGGUCAAGACGAACAUGGACUGGUUCCCGUACUACAAGCAGCACCCCGAGCAGCUCGGGUACUUUCAGAAGCUGAUGAGCGUCCCACGCGACGGGGAGUGGUUCGACGUCGUGCCGUUUGCCGAGGAGGCCGCCGACGUCAGCCCAGACCGUGCCCUCUUCGUCGACAUUGGAGGCAGCAUCGGCCACCAAAGCAAGCGGUUGAGACUGAAGUACCCGACUCUUCCCGGCAAGGUCAUUGUCCAGGACCUGCCGGAGACCGUCAACGUGGCCACUCCAGCCGAGGGCGUCGAGUUCAUGGCCUAUGACUUCUUCACGCCUCAGCCCAUCAAAGGCGCCAGAUUUUAUUACAUGCGCACCGUCCUCCAUGACUGGGACGAGGAGAACUCGAUUAAGAUCCUCAAGAAUACGGCCGCUGCCAUGGGCCCCGACUCACAGCUGCUAAUCGAUGAGAUGGCGCUGCCGAAUAAGGACGUGCACUGGUGGUCGGCGUGUUUGGAUUUACACAUGUACACCAUGCUCAACGCAUUGGAGAGGACUGUUGAUCAGUGGCAUGAUUUGCUGGGCAAGGCCGGCCUCAAGCUCGUCGACAUCAGGACAUACGCCUCGGUCAUGAGGAACUCCAUCAUUGUUGCCGAGCGGGUUUGA
Molecule: messenger RNA, 1137 nt
Organism: Colletotrichum graminicola M1.001
Lineage: Eukaryota; Fungi; Ascomycota; Sordariomycetes; Glomerellales; Glomerellaceae
Product: O-methyltransferase
Exons: 4
Coding region: 1-1137 (378 amino acids)
Molecular function (GO): O-methyltransferase activity
Source: RefSeq, a predicted model, not a curated record